UGAAAUUUCUUGCGCAUGCCUGUUUGCCAUACCGGCGUUUCUGAAGAAAUCAAUGUUUGGAGACUGAACUAGAAUAUUUUGUUGUUGAAGUUGAUUAUUGGAGAAAAGUGUUCCAGUUUGUCUUGUACUGUUAGUCAUUUGUGAACUAUUUAAGAACAGAAAUGGCUUGGAUACCAUUGGAAUCGAACCCUGAUGUAAGCAGUUAAUGCAAUAAUUAAUUUAUAAAUAACUAUUUGGAAUAUCUUUGUAUUAAUGUUGCCCUUUUUUAUUUCAGGUAAUGAAUAAGUUCCUCCACAACCUGGGGGUGCCGCCGAAGUACGAGCUGGUGGACGUGUACGGGCUGGACGAGGACGUCCUGGCCACCAUCCCCCGGCCGGUGCUGUCGGUGAUCCUGCUGUUCCCGUGGCACGAGAAGUACCAGGAGUACGCGGCCUCCCAGGAGAAGGAGAUCCUGGAGCGGGGCCAGGAGGUGUCGGAGAAGGUGUACUUCCUGAAGCAGGUGAUCAGCAACGCCUGCGGCAGCAUCGCGCUCGUACACAGCGUCGGGAACAACACCAACACGAUCGAGCUGGAGGACGGGCCCCUGAAGCAGUUCCUGGAGGACUCUGCGACCUUGAGCCCGGAGCAGCGCGGGGAGCACCUCAUGCUGCAUGCUGAGGGCAUCAUCAGCGCCCACAAGGAGGUGGCCCUGGAGGGGCAGACCCAGGCUCCUGAUGAAAAUGUUCCUGUGAAUUUUCACUUUGUCGCCUUUGUCCACAAAGAUGGCCACUUGUAUGAAUUGGAUGGACGCAAGACUUUUCCCAUAAACCAUGGAGAAUCUUCACCAGAUACUCUGCUCGAGGAUGCUGCGAAGGUGUGCAAGCAGUACAUGGACCGCGAUCCCGAGAACAUCCAGUUCACGGUUGUGGCACUCACUGGUGAAGCCUAGAGCCGUUUCAGUCAAUGUGAUAUUGUUCGCUUGAUUCCUGUGAUGAGUCUCAGACUUUUGGCUUUCUGUCUCAACCUGCGUACACACGUUAUACAUAGUUCUCUCAUGCGUGUUUCUCACGCCAAAUUUCCGCUGCAGAAGUUUUUUUUUGUUUUGUCGCGUGGUGUUCUAAAUUACUUGCUGUAAGAAGUGUGCAUUUUAAAAGUUGCUUGUUUCAACGAAGGAUUGUCUGUUUAUUCAUGCCAAAUUGUUCAGUUCUUUAUUGAAUUUUCAAAUUCAGUUGUGCAUUUAGACUUAAUCACAUAUUUCUUUAGUUGACAUAUUUUUUCAGUUUGGUGUUGAGACACAAGGUUCUGUGGGCCAGUUUUCUAAUCCCAUUUAAAUAUCUACAAAUGUAGGUUUGUCUUACAUUUUUGGCAGGUGUUUUUGUAGACUGAUUUUUGAUACAAGGACAUAUCACUAAGCAAGGUUGGUGGAAAAUUUAUGCUGUUACUGAAGUAAAGUGGUUUCGUAAGCAAUGCUGAUUGCUUAAAAUUGUGUCUAGACUUAAGUCUGUUAGUGGACGUUAGUUUCCAAAGAGAGCCAUUUCGAAAAGAAUUUGACUGAAUUUUUGUUUGGAGUGAACUCACGAAUGUACUGAUUAGUAUUAUAUUUCAUUCUCCUUUAUUUUGUAUGUAAACGAUUUGUAAAUACAAAGUUGUGCUUUUAGCUGCCUUAAAUUAUGUGGUCGCUGUUUUGUGCCUAAGCUUUCAAUGAUGAAAGUAUGUACUGUCUUAUUAUUAAAUAAAAGUUGACACCUCAGAAUAGAA
This is a messenger RNA of Bacillus rossius redtenbacheri, 1737 nucleotides long. RefSeq names its product ubiquitin carboxyl-terminal hydrolase isozyme L3 (gene Uch). Gene Ontology annotation, cellular component: cytoplasm. Gene Ontology annotation, biological process: protein deubiquitination; ubiquitin-dependent protein catabolic process. NCBI's taxonomy places the organism in Eukaryota, Metazoa, Arthropoda, Insecta, Phasmatodea, Bacillidae. Bases 278 to 928 code for a protein of 216 amino acids. The transcript has 7 exons. The record is from RefSeq and is a predicted model, not a curated record. Gene Ontology annotation, molecular function: cysteine-type deubiquitinase activity.